GUUUUUUUAAAUAAUUAAAAAUUGUGUUACUUGUCAUUUAAGGGCAGUCACAUUACUCACACAUAGAUACAAUAUACAAAUGAAUUUCAGAAAAACCAAUGAGCCUCAAGAGGCCCUGUAAGAGGAUGACAUACUGUAUUUGGCAUUUCGGGACAUAACUCAUGAUUUCUGGGAGAUAAAUUUUAAUAGAUUUCUUUUCCAGGUGUUGGAAACAGACUACAAUUCCAUUAAGUAGGGAGCACAGAGCAUAUAAGGAGGAGCCUGGGUUCCCAUAAGCAGUUCUCUGGGAUUCCAACAAGGAUACAGCCAUUCCUUCCCUGCUCAUCCUACAGGAUCCACACUCACUAAUAUACCAGGAACAUGGAGAUGCGAUUCCUUUGCCUUUUGCUCUUUGCUGGAUCCAUGGCACAAGAAGACAUGGAUAGAAAUGUGUUCCUGUUCCCCAGUAAGACUGUCGGUGAUUAUGUGGUUCUGACCCCAAUGGUGACUGAGCCUUUAGAUAAACUCACCGUUUGCUUGAGGAGCUACACAGAUGGCGGAAGAUAUGCCCUUCUUACUGUGGGCACACGAGAGUCAAAGAUCCGCAAUAUGUUUGUUAUUUUACAGGACACAUCACAUUCUUCUCCACCACAGCUUUACUUUUAUCCCGCAGUCUAUAUAAACAAUACACAGGUAUCCAUUCCAGCAAAAGCAGAUGUCCUGGAGUGGAAUCACUACUGUGUGACCUGGGACUCUAACACUGGAGUUCUACAGCUUUGGGUUAAUGGAAAAGUCUCCCCUCGUAAAGUAUUGAAGAAAGGUUUUUCUAUUGACCUCCGGGAUGGUAUUUCCCUGGGUCGGAUGCGGAGAUAUUAUGGGACUGAUUGGGAUUCUACCUUUGCCUUUGAAGGGGAAAUAAGUGAUGUCCAUAUGUGGAAUGAGGUUUUAUCUCCUAAGACCAUAAGGCGGGUUCUGCUAAAUGAUAGGGAUAUAAAUGGGAAUGUCAUUAGCUGGAGGUCUCUGAACUACACUAUUAAUGGAGAUGUCAUUGUCCAACCCAAACUCCAGUGUAGAUAUGGCAGUGAGUCUGGCAGCUCACACAGUCAGUGCUUUAUUGAAUAAUGGGAUUAAUAGAACUGGGGUAGAACAAUGGCUUUCCAGCUAAUGAUUCUUUCAAAGGGAACUAGGUCUUUCAUACAUAUUUCAUAUAUAUAUAUAUAUAUAUAUAUA
Xenopus laevis (African clawed frog) is the source of this 1209-nucleotide messenger RNA. Its product is annotated as C-reactive protein-like. The record is from RefSeq and is a predicted model, not a curated record. The coding region runs from base 361 to 1101 and encodes 246 amino acids. NCBI's taxonomy places the organism in Eukaryota, Metazoa, Chordata, Amphibia, Anura, Pipidae. The transcript is spliced from 3 exons.